CAUUCUUCGCGUUGCGGUAACCGCGGCUAGACAUACAUACCGUGGUACCAUCCUCUCUUGUAUAACAUUAUAUACUGGUAAGAAGAGUAGUUGUACUUCUUAUAGUAGUAUCUCAAGGCCAAGGGCAGCGAGCCGUUGCAUUUUAAGAUAGUACCAUAGUUAGUGCCCGUGUUCAGCUAUAAGACUUUAAUCGAUAAAUUAUCUGGCAAUAAUUGUCGGUAGUACCUGUCAGCGGUAUCUGCAAUUUCCUGGUGGUAUAGUGACUGAAGUUGAACAUUUUCUUGUCGAAGAAGAUCUACCGAGGGGUCUCCGCGGCAGCAAUUAUAAGAGCAAACCCAAGAUGUAUUACCUAAAAGAAUCUUUAGUAAUACUACUGGCGAUGUCAUUGAUGACAUGCCAAGAAACGGCAAAUCCAGAAGGCGACACCAUUAACACCCCAGAAAAACUACCCUCAGCAGGUAUGCCACCCCCAUCACCAAUGGACGAAUGUGAUCCAGAAAUGGUUGGGUUUGAACUUGUAACAGGAUAUGUAUUUUCCUCCCCCGGCAACGUUAUAGAUUCAAUUCCCGGUACCCUGAUGCUCACCGACUGUCUCGAAACGUGUCAGGGCAACGAAAGCUGUCAAUCGGUGAAUUAUGAAACUGGACUCUGUGUGCUGUUUGGAUCUAAUGCUGACCUCUUACCAGGUGCCUUAACAAAGUCUCAGUUCCCAGUUUUUACGAUCUACGCUCAGAAAAGCUGCUUAGGGGUGAAACCCUGUGAAAGAGCAUGGUGCAUUGACCGUGUCCAGAACUAUCGACUCACCAACUAUGUGAAAACUCACCAGAUUGUCGGUUCCAGACAGGAAUGUUUCGAAUUGUGUUUGGGUGAAUCAGAGUUUGCUUGCAGAUCAUCAAACUACAACAACGCCACUGGAAACUGCGAGCUUUCUUCUAUGGACAGACUGACAGUAGCAGGAAGUAACGCCUUUAUCUCAGCCGACGGGUAUGACUAUAUGGAGAACAACUGCAUCGAAGAACCCACCAAACUGUGUGAAUUCAAGAAACUAAAUGGAAGAAUUCUGAAAACAGUCGACUCUGUAUACCAAGAUGUCGGAUCUCUGGACGAAUGCAAAGAACUUUGCUUAAACUCCCCCUACAGAUGCCACUCGUACGACUACGGUGAUACCGGUGAAAUGGUCUGCAGAUUGAGCCAUCACUCUAGAGCUACUUUGGCGGAUAUCCAGGAUCCCUACUUAGACGUUCCAGAAGCAGCGACUUACGAGCUCAGCUCCUGCUACAACGUGAGCAUCGACUGUAGAUCAGGAGACAUGAUCGCCAAGAUCCAGACUAGUAAACUGUUCGAUGGAAAGAUCUACGCCAAAGGAAGUCCCAACUCUUGCGUGCAAGACGUCAACAACAGUUUGGAAUUUGAACUCAGUAUGGCUUACGAUAACUUGGAAUGUAACGUUAGGAAGAAUGGACUGGGAAGAUACAUCAACGAUGUGGUGAUUCAGCACCACGAUAAGAUUGUGACCAGUAGUGAUCUUGGUUUGGCUGUUACGUGUCAAUAUGAUCUUACGAAUAAGAGUGUGACGAAUGAGGUUGAUUUGGGAGUGCAUGGAGAUAUUACAUUAGCUCUAUCGGAGGAAGUGACCGUGGACUCGCCCAAUGUCGCAAUGAAGAUUACCGACAGAAAUGGCGAAGAUAUGAUGCAAUCCGCCGAAGUUGGAGAUCCGUUGGCGUUAAAAUUCGAAAUUCUCGACAAAAACAGCCCGUAUGAGAUCUUCGUGAGAGAAUUAGUUGCUAUGGAUGGUGUGGAUUCUAGCGAAAUCGUUUUGAUCGACUCUGAUGGCUGUCCUACAGACCAUUUCAUUAUGGGACCUAUCUAUAAGAGUGCUCAAACAGGAAAGAUUCUUCUAUCCCACUUCGACGCCUUUAAGUUCCCCUCAUCAGAAGUUGUCCAGUUCCGUGCUCUAGUAACUCCGUGCAUGCCAUCAUGCGAGCCAGUCCAAUGCGACCAAGAGGAAUCAACCGGUGAACUUCGCUCGGUCAUUUCCUUCGGCAAACGCAGGAGGAGACGUUCUACUGAGUCCCAAGAAGAUCUCCUCCUGGUCCAAUCGAUCCAGAUUACCGAUAAGUUCGGUUUCGAUAAAAACGCCAACAACACCUCUCUAGGAAGCGAAGCCGUCUUCAUCAAUUCCGAUUACAAUCAAGGCUUAUGCUUCAAUUUGGCCGGACUUAUGGUCGCUGGACUCUUAUUCUUGGCGGUCCAGAUGGUCAUUAUCGCCGCAUGCACGUUUAUAUGGCAACGGAGAAAGUUGAGCGACAAACUGUGCCAGGACAAUAUCAGCAUUCCGUCGCAAUUAAGCGCCAGCCGUACCGGAAGCCUUUGCAAACUCUAUGAAAACAGUUACUCGCACCACUCGCGUAGAUUCUAAGUUAGCUGAUCAGUUUCUGUGUAUAAACACUUUAAUUUUUUUAACCCUCACCACCCCCAUAACGCGCAAUUUUCUUUACCUGUAACACCCACUAGUUUUCAGGACUAGUUUUCAGUUACUAGUGCUGCUAACGCAUACAUGAAUAGUUAUUUUUAGUUAUACUUAAUGGUGUGCAAUCACUUCUUAUUCAGGCUCACCAGUUAAAUAAAUGUGCUAUAAAAACAAGAUAUUGCACUAAAAAAAUCAUAUAGUUUCGUUAUAGUAAACAUGUGUGAUUUAAGCUUGCGCGAUAGACUUCUGGUAGUUUAUUUAGGUAGGUACAGCUUGCACGGAGGGCGCUUAAUGGCGGUAUCAGUGUAAGUUAUAGAGAAGUCUCGACGCGACCGUUUUAAUUUAUUAAUAAUAAUUAUUUAGUUAGACAAUUUUGCUUAUUGAAUCAAUUCUCAGCUGCUUCUACUGGCGCCGGAUAUACUACGCAAUAUUUAGUUAUAGUAAGGCAUAAAAAUCAUGCUUCAUAUAGGAUAUUCUAAAGCAUAUAGGGACUUAUUUAGGACGUAAGGUCUGAAGGACGACUAAGCAUGACUGGAUGAGUAAAAGGGAUGAAUGAAUGUUUAAUGCUUGCUCUAUUUAUAAAAGCUUGUCCUUUAGACCAAAGUUUCUUCGAUCGAUGCUUUUUUGGUUUAUUAGCAUUGAUGGGAGACAGUGUCGUCAUCACUUUAACGAAAUACCAUAAUAACUAUUUUUAAUGACUAAUUAUUUAGGUAACGUUUUAUUUAUUAUUUUUAAGUUAGUCUAUUUAAUAAAAUAUGUCGACCUAUUUUGUAAUCGACUUCGAACUUAUUAUAAUAAAUAUUUUAUCUAAAAA
Molecule: messenger RNA, 3284 nt
Organism: Anthonomus grandis grandis
Lineage: Eukaryota; Metazoa; Arthropoda; Insecta; Coleoptera; Curculionidae
Gene: neo
Exons: 10
Coding region: 341-2419 (692 amino acids)
Source: RefSeq, a predicted model, not a curated record